AUGGGCAAUGUUAUAAAAUCCUUCUCUCCCGGAGAUAGUGAGGAUGUCAAGUUGGACUCGAUGGGAUCACCCAAUAGUGGUGGACAACCACACUCAUCAUCAGGAAAUUCAAAGAGCCACAUUACCGUUUUGUUGCUGGGAGCAGGUGAAUCAGGAAAAUCUACAUUGUUCAAGCAAAUUCAAUUUGCCCAUGGCGUUGGUAUUGCCAACGAUGAGGAAAGGGCCGAGCUCAAGGAAAUUGUACGACUCAAUGUGAUUGAAAAUUCUCGGAAUUUAAUUGCUGCAACUCAAUAUUUGAAUUGUCCAAUUGAACAACCAGAAAAUAGAGAAACAGCCAAGAUUGUGGUAAAUUCAUUGACUACAUCUGAUUUGGAUGAUCCUAAAUGGGCUAAAAAACUUCAUGAUCUUUGGAAAGAUGGUGGUAUUCAAAAAGCUUAUGCGAAUAGAGACCAAUUCCAAUUGUAUGACUCAACCGAAUAUUUGUUUGACAUUAUUGACAGAAUUUGUACAGAGAAAUAUGUCCCAACAGUGGUAGAUGUGAUUCGAACACGCACGAAAACGCUAGGCAUUACAGACAUGAAGUUUGAUCUAGGAACAGGCAAGCUGUUGCGUUUAGUGGAUGUUGGUGGCCAACGUAACGAAAGAAGAAAAUGGAUGCAUUUAUUUUCUGAUGUCGACGCUGUAGUAUUCAUGAUAUCCCUCUCAGAGUUUGAUUUGAACUGCUAUGAAGAUACUGGAUUUUGGCGAGUGAAAGAAAGUUUGAAAGUAUUUAAUGAAGUUGUAAAUAACCCAUUGUUCAUGAAGAUUCCAUUUGUACUUGUGUUAAAUAAGCGAGAUUUAUUCACACAAAAGAUUACUCAAAAGAGUUUUACCAAAUACUUUUCAAAUUUCACUGGAGACGAGAAGAAUCCUGCAGACUGUAUCGAAUACAUGUCAAAACUCUUUAUGAAUGAAAUCACUGAGCAUUCACUCGACAGUGUGACUGUAAAAACUCUCUCAGCUAUUGACUUUGAAAAUACCAAACAAGUAUUUGAGGAGGUGAAGCAAUUUAUAUUGGAGCAACAUAAGAAUAUUAAUGAGUUGUAA
Molecule: messenger RNA, 1086 nt
Organism: Naegleria lovaniensis
Lineage: Eukaryota; Heterolobosea; Eutetramitea; Acrasida; Naegleriidae
Exons: 4
Coding region: 1-1086 (361 amino acids)
Biological process (GO): adenylate cyclase-modulating G protein-coupled receptor signaling pathway
Cellular component (GO): heterotrimeric G-protein complex
Molecular function (GO): GTPase activity; G protein-coupled receptor binding; G-protein beta/gamma-subunit complex binding
Source: RefSeq, a predicted model, not a curated record